This is a messenger RNA of Cherax quadricarinatus, 3652 nucleotides long. NCBI's taxonomy places the organism in Eukaryota, Metazoa, Arthropoda, Malacostraca, Decapoda, Parastacidae. The record is from RefSeq and is a predicted model, not a curated record.
AUGAGCUCAGAAUUUCAUCAGUACGGACCAAGAUAUUUAACAGAUCAUUGGGUCCUGCCAACUUUGUUUUUUGAUACAAACAUUAUGGCCCAAUCAAGUUUAAAGCAGUAUCUUCGCUCUCUUCGCUGGACUCCUUUACCAGUUGGUGUUGGCUUGGCACUAAUUGCAUUCCAACAGUAUAGACACACUCGAAAGAGGGAAGCUGCAAAACUUGGUCGGUUGGACCCGUGCGACUGCUUAGCCGAUGAAUGGGAAGUUGAAGCGUACAAGUUACUACCUCUCCGAUCAUUCUCAAGAGCCUGGGGUUGGGUAAAUGCAUUAGAGUUGCCAGAAUGGUCUAGGAAGUCUGUUCUAGGGCUCUACGUGCGAACAUUUGGAUGCAACAUGGCCGAAGCCGAAGUAGAGGAUCUUGGUAAAUACAGGUGUCUCUCAGAACUGUUUCGACGCUCAUUGAAAGAUGGCUUGCGUCCAGUAGAUGUGUCUGCCUCUGUAGUCAGCCCAGUUGAUGGCAGAAUUGUCUCCUUUGGUGUUGUUAGCUGUGGCACUCUGGAUCAGGUUAAGGGUGUGUCAUAUCCUUUGCGAAAGUUUCUGGGUCCCAACUGCUGGAGAGAAGGAGGACCCAUGGUUGUGAAUAAGGAUAAUGAUGAUUGUUUCCACCGUACGUGCCUUGGAGACUGUGAUAAUAACAAGCUGUACCAAUGUGUUAUCUACCUAGCACCUGGUGAUUACCACCGCUUUCAUUCCUGCACCGAUUGGAAAGUGAUAUUUCGGCGACACUUCCCGGGAGAACUGUUAAGUGUGAAUCCAUCCAUAGCAGCGUGGGUCAGAAAUCUAUUUGUGUUGAAUGAAAGAGUCAGUUAUGUGGGCUAUUGGAAGCAUGGAUUCUUCUCUAUGACAGCAGUUGGUGCUACCAAUGUUGGCUCUAUCAAAGUGUACUUUGAUGAGGGACUCAGAACAAAUGAGAAACAGUGGAAAACCAGUAUGUUCCAUGACAAGCACUUUAAAGAUAAACCCAUUGAGCUUUGCAGAGGAGGAGAGUUUGGGGAAUUCAACUUGGGUUCUACCAUUGUUCUUGUCUUUGAAGCUCCAAAAGAUACUAUGACUCUGAUUGAAAUUGGACAGAAAGUAAGAAUGGGCCAGGCAUUAUUCAGGAUACCCCAUUCACAUGUAAGGAAAACUAUAUCAGAAAUUUCUCAUCCAGGUCCACAAAGGUAGACUUGUUUCAUGUACGGUAUAAUUUUGUGUCUAAAAUAAUAUUUAAGAAGAAAAAUCAUUUCUGGAGAAUUUUUCGGUUAACUGGAAUAAUUUUGGGAAAGUUCCAGUUAAUUAUGGAAUCAAAAUAUUUUAAUUGAUAAAUUUUACUAAGAAGUACAGGACCUUAUUGUAGUCAUCAAAAUGAAAGUAGCCAGACAUAGAUAAAAGUGUGAUGUAACUUUAAGUGCUACGUGAAGUCAAUUAGAUGUCAUCGCAGAAUUAUGUUAGCUAUAAAUGCUGCCAUAUUUUUUAUUAUUUUUUAUUUGAUUUCCAUUUUUCUUUUAUAUACAGUAUUUAACUGUUGUAUUCUGAGCACCUCUGCAAAAACAGUGAUAAUGUGUGAGUGUGGUGAAAGUGUUGAAUGAUGAUGAAAGUAUUUUCUUUUUGGGGAUUUUCUUUCUUUUUUGGGUCACCCUGCCUCGGUGGGAGACGGCCGACUUGUUGAAAAAAAAAAAAAAAUUUAAGGAUGGAUAUGGUACAACCGAGUUGUGCAGAGAUGUAGUACAAGGGAUAACAGAACGACGGAGCAUGCUGUAAAUAAUGGCUUUGCUGUAGCUACAUUUAAUCUAAAGAUUCAUUUUAGAAAUGUGAAAUAGCUAUUAUGGAACAAGUGAACCAACAUUGAUGAAAUAUAAUGGAGGUAAGAGAAGCACUGUAAUAUUUCACCUUUUCUAAACAAAUAACCCACACAUUGAAUGACACUUUGGACGAUGUUUCGGUCUGACUUGGAUUAUUAACUAGUCACCCUUUCUAGUCUGGUGAAGAGAGCCUGAAUGUGAGAGCAAAUAUACAGUGCUUCUCUUUCUUUUUUUUCUUCUUCUGUGAUUUUGUUUGUACCAGUGAUGAGUAUUUUACAGUAUUACACUCUUAUGUGUUGAUGGGCAUUAUAUUUAGUUGAGACAAGAGCUUCAGCUCUAAGACUGACCUCAAAGACUAACAGCAGCAAUGAUUAGCUUGUAAAUGCAGAUCACUAACUUAAAGUACUCUGAUAUCUUCAUUAUAUAUGCCACACCCAUCCUGUGGGUGGUAGUCUAGAUUACACAGGUACAUAUAUGUAAUGGGUUCAAGAAUUGGGUCCCAAUAUUUACAUUUGCUAACAAGCUACACUAGUGUUGAACUAUUCAAGUUUGCACAGUCACAAAACAUUGUAGUUAUAUUUGGUUAUUAGUUAAUUAUGAGUUAUUUACAAAGGGCGGUCAGGAUAUUUUACCAAAAUGGAUUAUAAUGUGCUACUGUGGAUAAAAUACUUUGAAUUUCUUGAACAUUUGUGAGUGAAUUGUCUCAGAAUUCAGUUUUUCACAUUCCAGCACAGAUUACACACACACAUCCAAACCUACAAAUGGGAUAAUCACAAACCAAUUAAUUAUUUACAUCUGUUUAGCCACAAUAUGAACAUGUUUGAACAUUACCAUCCUCUGUACUUUAUUAAACUACAGAACAGGUGGAGUUUGAACCCAUAUUAAGUGAGUCAUGGGUUCAAACUCUACCCAUUCCACGAUUUGUUUGCAAUCUUCUUGUGAUUUCGUGAGUCAUCUGGUUUAUUAAUUAGGAACUCUUUACAUGGAAUGAGACAGCUUGAUUGAGACCAUUUGUAUUAAUGUUGGUAGAUUUACUGACAAUAUGUUAGGUUAAAGGACACAAGUGCAGCUAAUGUGACGUCUUACUGCGGCAACGUUUCGUGUUAAUGUUUUGAGAAAUGGUAUGAUGAUGCCAACAAGAUGUGGAAAAAGACAUGUACAGUCCAUGACACUUAUUAGAUGAAAUAUCACACCAUGAGUGGCUUCUUCAGUCCUCCAGAAGCCAUUUGUGGUACAGUGUUAACUAAAAUAAAUGUCCUACACUGUCUUUUUCCACUACGAUCUUUUGGUGUGUGUUCACAAAUAAAUGUAACACGCUUGAAAACAAUCAUUUUAGAGACGAGUAGAUUCAGGUUGUAACGAUAACUUUAUUUCCCAAGAAUAUACACUAGUUACGAGAGAAGGGUAACAGUAUACUGUAUAGUGUAUCUUGCAAAAAAAAAAAAAAAUCCCUAGUUAUGCAUAGCAUUUGAAGCAGUCUAAAAGUAGCACUAAUACACACAGAAUACACUAAAAUUCAAUAAUUUUACAAUGCAAGUUUUUGUGAAAAUUAGGCAUUUAACCCUUUGACUGUUUAUGCCAUAUACAUACUGAGAGCGUAUAAAUCUGAAGGUGAAGGAAGGCGGGGUAGAGGUCACCAUCACUACACACUACACUACACUCACCAUCACUACACACUACACUACACUCACCAUCACUACAUACUACACUACACUCACCAUCACAACACACUACACUACUCACCAUCACUACAUACUACACUACACUCACCAUCACAACACACUACACUACUCACCAUCACUACACUACACUGACCAUCA